CAUGUUUUAAUUUGCUUUUCUUUUUCUUUUGCUACUGCUGUUGUUUGUCACUGACCAAACAGACUAAAUAAUAAUGCUUUCAUUUUCUUUUUUUAUUUUUUGAUAACCAAUGCUUUUAUUUUCUACCACUUCAAUUAUUUUCAAUUGAUGUGAAAUAUUGUGUUUAUAUGAUAUUUAUGAGCUUUAAUUCUACUAUUGUAUUGCCCAUUUAUGUCAAAGUUUACCUUCUUUCAGGGUUUAUGUUUUACAUAUAUUUGUGUUCAUUUAUGCUGUAUUACUAUCUGCUUUAUCUUUUUUUUUUUCCAGUUAGUUUCUGAAUGUGGGUUUUAUUUCUUAUAUUGAAAAUUGGAAGUGUAUAAGGGUUUUUGCUAUCUCUCGAAUGUUUGAGCUAACCUCAGCCUCUUGUCUGUUCACAUUUCAAUUGGAAUAUGCAAAAGAGAUUGAGAGCUUUAAUGGCAUGUUUUAUGUGAUAAUACAUCAGAUACGGGUGAUGGCUGUUCAAUGCUUGUUGAGCUUUCUGACGAUGACCCUUUCUUUGACAAAAAGAAGAGAUUACUCAAUGACCAGGGAUUUGGUGUCAAGGAAACUGUACAUAUUAAGAGCUCUUUGGAUCCUGCUUCACUAAGUACUAUUUUGAAUCAAAUGCUGCAGAUAGCUAGAAUUAUACAUUUAGAUGAGGUAGAUCUAUAUUUUGGUCAAAUUGAUGGAAUGGGACUUUACAGCCCCAGGAAUGAGAUGGAGGCUCUAAAUUCGAUGCUUUCACUUAUCAACACCUCAUUUUCCAGUCAAGUACACAUGCAAACACAUGCAUUGCAAGAUCUACAAGAUGCAAUUGUUAAGAGGAUCCAUGAGUUUGGAGCCAAGUAUAAAGUGGAGAAUAAAAUUGAUAAAAGCUACAACUGUGAUAAAGAGAAGCGUUUAGUAGAGUGGGCUGAAAAUAAUGGUGUAAAAACAAGACUGCAGAUAGCUUAUAUUGAAGGAGCUGGUAGAGGAGCCAUUGCAAUGGAAGAUCUUGAAGUUGGAGACAUUGCUAUGGAGAUUCCUGCAUCUAUUAUAAUCUCUGAAGAUCUUGUACAUAAAUCUGACAUGUAUCAAAUAUUAGAGAAGAUUGAUGGAAUGUCGUCUGAGACUAUGUUGUUGUUGUGGACCAUGAAGGAGAAGCACAAUUGUAAUUCACAAUUCAAGAUUUACUUUGAUACACUACCAGAAAAUUUUAACACAGGAUUGAGCUUUGGAGUUGAAGCAAUCAUGGCUUUGGAUGGAACUUUGCUCUUCGAAGAGAUAAUGCAAGCAAAAGAGCAUUUACGUGUUCAAUAUGAUGAGGUAUUUCCUGCACUAUCCAAAGAUCAUCCUGAUAUAUUUCCAGAGAAGCACUACACAUGGGAGCAAUUUUUAUGGGCUUGUGAACUCUGGUAUGCUAACAGCAUGAAAAUAAUGUUUGCUGAUGGAAAACUGAGGACUUGCUUGAUACCUGUUGCAGGCUUUCUCAAUCAUUCAUUACAUCCACACAUAGUUCACUAUGGCAAAGUAGAUUCUGCUACAAAUUCCUUGAAAUUUUCUCUAUCAAGCCCUUGCAGUGUUGGAGAACAAUGCUGCCUUAGUUAUGGAAGGUUCUCUGGUUCCCAUCUAGUUACCUUUUAUGGCUUCUUACCACAAGGAGACAACCCUUAUGAUGUGAUUCCAUUGGAUUUUGAUGUUGACUCCACUGACGAUUGCCCCUUGUCAAACUGGACCACCCACAUGGUCCGGGGAACCUGGCUGUCAAACAAUCAAAGUAUCUUCUAUUAUGGCUUACCAUCUCCUUUAUUAGACUUUCUACGAAGAGCUCGGAGCCCUAUGCCAUUAACUAAGACCCUUAUUGAAGCAAACUUGGAAGUUGAUAAACAAGUUCUUGAAGAUCUACAGUCCACAUUCAAUGACAUGCUGGAAAAUUUAGGUGACACAGAUUUGGUUGAUAGAAAAAAUGCCAGUUGGGAUGUGAAGUUGGCAUUGGAAUUUAAAGAGAUGCAGAGGAGGAUUUUCUCCUCGAUUACAACUUCAUGUUCAACAGGUGUUCAGCUGGUGGAAUAUGAACUGUCCAAGUGCAAGGCUGAGGAUAAGGACAAGGUAUUGGCCAGAUGAGCUGGCCGUUGCUUCAGUGCCUACAGCUGAUCUCUACAAUGUAUUCAUCAUAAAGCCUAUCAUGAUGCUGAUUGUUGAAUGUUGCUUUUGUGGCGCACGGUCAUCAGUAUGACAACUUUUUAUUUUUUAUUUUUACAAAAUCUUGUUAAUAGCCGCACCCACAAGGUCAAUGACCUGUCAGCAUCUGACACCGUCAUUGAAUUUUGAUAUUAUAAGCAGCAUGAAACCAUGGACUUUGACAUGAAUAAUGGGUAUAAUUUUAUUAUCAAUGGUAUUACGAGAGUUUCUAUGUUAUCACAAAUACAUGUUGAUUGUCC
Theobroma umbraticum is the source of this 2438-nucleotide messenger RNA. RefSeq names its product SET domain-containing protein. Gene Ontology annotation, biological process: peptidyl-lysine monomethylation. NCBI's taxonomy places the organism in Eukaryota, Viridiplantae, Streptophyta, Magnoliopsida, Malvales, Malvaceae. Gene Ontology annotation, molecular function: protein-lysine N-methyltransferase activity. The record is from RefSeq and is a predicted model, not a curated record.